Molecule: messenger RNA, 619 nt
Organism: Heterobilharzia americana
Lineage: Eukaryota; Metazoa; Platyhelminthes; Trematoda; Strigeidida; Schistosomatidae
Source: the annotation of a GenBank genome assembly
CUGGUUGGCACAGAAUACGUUACAAUUGUGUGAAAAAAAGAGAUAAACUUCCGGAUUUAUACAAAUUCAAUAAAAUGUCCAGAUUCAGUAUGACAUUUGUAUUAGCUUAUAUGUGUCAAAUAUCAACCAAAAAUUUCUUUUUCAAUGGCUGAAAACAAAAUCCCAUUCUCUUAAAGGACUUAAUCAUAUUGAACAGUGGAAAAUGUUGAAUAAUGACUAAACUGUCAUAUCUUACAGAAAAUUUCUCAACCACUCUGUUAAUAUUACUAUCCAUAUUAGUUUUACUGAAUACUUAUAGUCAUGUACAAUGCAGUAUAACUACAGCAUGGAUGGAAGAAAGAUUAUUCGAUCGUGCACGAUGCAAAGCAAACUGCUUAAGAUUGUUCAAUAAUCCAACGGAACAAGAAGUAUUUCAUAACAAGUGGAGAAAUGAUAAAAUCAGCGAUUUAGAUUGGUCGAUGUGUUUUGAAGAAUCCCGUGAACAGUGUAGUUCUGGAGUAAGUGAUCAAUUAAUAGAUGUUUUAUUUUUUCCUAAAUAUGUAUGUUUCUCAGAAGGAUAAUAUUUUUCCCACGUCUCAAUGUUAUAAGGCAAACUACUCUUGAAAUGGUACUUUGUUAG